CAUUUAAUUCUUGGAAUCUUAUACAAUGUACAUACACUACAAGUGCUGAUUUGUAAAACCAAUUUUUUUGGUUAUUUAUACCCACAUUAUUACUUGAAUCACUUAAAAAAAAUCAUUUUCUACUUCCAAAUGACGAAAAAUAGCAUUUCGACUCAUUUUAGCUCAAGCACACACACGACUGCAGCGGCGCCGCUCUCACCACCCGCCGUCUCCACAUCAGAAGUGAUCAAGGGGUUAUUAAAUUCCGAAAUGGGCGAAGAUUUCUUCCGAACCCUACCAUCGGAUAUCAUAGUAGAUAUCCUCUCAAGGCUCCACACUCGACAUGCUAUGGCCUGCAAGCUUGUUUGUAAGCCAUGGCUUGCUCUUCUCGCUACCCCCGAGUUUGUGAAUUCCCAUAUUUCCAGAGCAAUCCCGGGCCUUGCUGUUAAAACGGACUCAAAGUCAUACGACGUCAUUGAUAUUGUGGAUGAGUUUGGCUUAGACUUUGACGAGGAGUAUCAUUGGGAGCCCUCCUUCAACUUCGAACUCCCCUCUGAUGAGCCAAUCCAUAGUUCAGCUAAAGGCUUGAUCUUUCAAGGAGGCGUCGAUCAUGGAGAUCUCAUCCUGUGCAAUCCAGUCACGCGUGACUAUAUCAAGCUCCCGUCUCCUCGACAAACUACCUCAAGAGAUCAGCUUGCAUUUGAGACUUUUGGAUUUGGAGUAAGCAGAACUACCGACCAAUAUAAGGUGGUCAGGAUUUUCUUGGAAAAACCACUACAUGGGCAGUACGAAAAUCCACAACAUGAGUUCAAAAAUGAGUGCCAAGUAUACACUGUUGGCACCGGAAUGUGGAGAAAAGUUCCCUCUCCCUCUGACAGCCCGCAGAGGUUUGGCCACAGCCUUGCAGGUUUACUUUUUAAUGGAAAUCUUCAUUGGAGGGUAAUUGAGAAAGCCAACAACGAGUUCGUUGAACGGAUUUCUUGCCUUGAUCUUGAAACAGAAGUUUUUAGCACCUUUCAUAUACCUCCUCGUCCUCCUGGUAUAGCUUCGCACUGUCAUAUGACACCAUUUGUUUUGAGGGAUCGCCUCUGUUUGAGCCAUGUUACAGAUGAUCUGGUGGUUGUAAUUUGGUCGAUGAAGGAGUAUGGAGAUGACAAAUCUUGGACAAGGGAAGUUCUCACCGGUGAAGUUUUCAGGCAACUCUAUGAGGUGUUUUAUGCUUGCGUGAUCAAAAUUUUUGAAAAUGGUGAUAUCUUGAUGGACUGGAACAAGAAGAAGCUAUUCUACUACUCCAGCAAGACUAAAUCUUGCCAUGACCUCUUUUCUCGAGAGGAUCAUAAUGAUGAUAUCUGUACGACCUUGUAUGCCCCAAGCUUUCUCUCGCUGAAGAAUUUUGCCUUGGAGAAUGUUAGCUCAUUUUGAGCUGUGAAAGUAGUUUGAUGUGUGAUGAUGAAAUGCAAGAAUGGUGAGGGACAUCUCUUCUUGUGUCAUGCAUUGGAAAUGUUGGUUGUAUCUCUUUUGCCAAGAUAACAUUAGUAUUUUCUUGGGUUUAUAUGUGAUUUGGACUUGCUUUCU
Salvia hispanica is the source of this 1554-nucleotide messenger RNA. RefSeq names its product F-box protein CPR1-like. The record is from RefSeq and is a predicted model, not a curated record. Gene Ontology annotation, molecular function: protein binding. Lineage: Eukaryota; Viridiplantae; Streptophyta; Magnoliopsida; Lamiales; Lamiaceae.